AUGAGACAUUUAUCUAAACGUAAAAAACUCGUCACUGCGGACGAAGAUGCUGCAUCAACCCGAGAGCUCGCAGACAACAACAGCUGCUCAAGAUGCUGUAUCUGCUCCAUGCAGCCGAAAGGGGAUUUACUUGAACUUUCUACGAUUGUAGAAAGCAGUAACUGUUUAACAAUUGCCGCAAUCGUCGAACAUGUGGCCGGUAUUAAGGUAAAACAUCUUCAAAAAAGCAUUUGCAGUGGUUGCUGGGCGAAAAUUCAAGCAGCAUACUCGAUACAAAAGGAAAUCCGAGGCUCUAAAUGUAUAGAACAACAGGACGAUUAUGAGAGUGAUGAACAAGACGUGGAGAAUGGUGAUGUAGUGGUUAAAGAGGAAGACCAGAUUAGGGACACUGAUGAUGCCAAUGACGAGAUAAAUUUCGAGAACCAGGAAGUAGUUGUGUUCAAGAAAGAAUACCACGACUGCAAUGGUCAUUUGGACGGGUCAGAACAACAUGAAAGUGAAUAUGUGAUCGAAUAUCUCGAGGAUCCCCUGCAAGAGGAGCAUGCGGAGGAAGAGCCAGACGACGAUGAACAACAGUCCACAACUGGCAGUAAUUUAGAUAUUGUGAUUGAAAUAUCAGCUGAACAGCUGCGGCAACAUGAAGAGAUCAACGCAGAACGUAGUAAAGUAACGCGCCAGUUUAAAAUGCCCAAUGCUGCGACGAUCGUUAGUUCUGAACUGAACGAUCACUACCGCGUACUUGAGGUGUCUGGUGAACGUUGCUGUGGUUGCAGUUUCGUUGCCCAAACGCGCAAAGAACUGCUACAGCACUCGGAAACCGUGCAUUGCGUUGAAAUUAAUGACCACGGUGACUAUUGUCCAAUUUGUUUCUACAAAUUUGCGACCGAUCAACAGCUCGAACGACACAUCCAAGAGUUUAAGCUGAGCAAGAUGUUCGUCUGCCUACGCUGCAACUAUUUCUUUAACCUACGUUCCCAACUGUUUAAGCAUCUUCAGAGUUGUAGGGAAGAUAUUGGAAACAUGUCACCGAUUUUAAGUGAUGAAGCAGAAAACAAUGAAGUAUCCAUCGAAACAAUCCAGGAGGAACAUGAUGAGUAUGGAGAAUAUUAUUUGCAAACUGGAACGGACAUAGCGGAGCCCUACGACGAACCCGAAAUGAACGGCGAUCUGCAAAACGCAAAGGAUCCUCGAGUCAUGCACCGCUACAAAGCGCUUUUCGAGGAGAUAUUAUCGGACGAGAAGUUAUCAAGCCCACUGACCGAAGCGGAACUGAACGUGCAGGAUACGCAAAUAGCUGCUCUGCAUGUUUUCGACACAUUCAAGUACGUUCGGCUUCGGGGAUUUAGAUGUUGCGGUUGUUCUUAUACCUGCUUUUCGAGUUCACUUUUGGUAGAGCACAGAAAAACAAGUCAUCCGAUGGAUGGCAAUGCCGUUUCCGACCGAUCGUGCGGAUUGUGUUGGGCAAAGUUCCCCAACGAAAAAGAGCUGGUGCAGCAUUGGUGCUUCUUCACCACUAAACAGCUAUUCUUCUGCACGGUGUGUGAUGAAACCUUCCUUAACAAAGAAAGCUUGCGGCAACAUCAGCGACACAAUAAACGGCAUCGGGAACGGGAGAGCCACCAAUUCCAGCAGGCGGGAAUCGAAAUAGUAGGAUCGGAAGCAUUUGUGGAAAUAGACCUACCAGCCGUUGUCGAUGAGCUGGGCAAACUGUUGUCGGAAAAGGGCACUUACCGAACGAAAGUGAUACCAAUGCCGGAUGAUCGGUUCAUUAAGACCAAACAGGAGUACAACAACUACAGCACUCUCACCGUGCAGGGAGAAUAUUGCUGUGGGUGUGCGAAAUUCUUCGAUACAAUUGCUGACUUACGGUUACAUUGCAAAGCAGAGCACUAUUUGCCACUGAGUUCACAUGCGCGAGUUUUUGGUCAUCAGUGCGAGUUCUGCUACGCCGUGUUCGAUUUCGAACGGGGACUUUUUAUGCACAAUGCUAUCCGGCGCGCCAAGAUAAAGAUGCUGUUUGUCUGCAAGCUGUGCGGGAUGCUCUUUUCGAAGAAAUUUUGUCUAGCGCGUCACAUGCAAUCGGCACCGAACCAUCUGUCAAGAUUAAUUGUCGAUGCCAAUGCGAAUCGUACCGGCGAGGGUGACGAACGGGAAGAAGAUUCGGAGCCAUCUAGCAGCGUGCCCGCCGAGUCGGUUGAAUCCGAUCCACGUGUUAUGGAAGCGUUGCAACUACACCGAUCGGUUGAAGAAACGGGACUGGAGAAGGUUGGGCAUCUUGUGUGGUAUCACUGUUGCUUCACAAAGUGCGCGGAAACGUUUACGAACGAAGAGGCACUGUUGGAACAUGCUCGGGAGGAGCACAAUGGACAACGGCGGGAAAACGAAUUAGAACGAAAGCAGGACACGAACGUGUGUCCCGCCUGCUGCAAACCAUUCCAAACCAUUGCCAAAUUGAUGUGGCAUCGAGUGAAACGCUUUGUGCCUCGGAAGUACCCUUGCAAACAGUGUGAUAAAACAUUCAACAAUUGGCUAAAGUUAAAGAUGCAUGUGGAGCUUGAUCACAGCGAAACUCCACCCUCCUUCCCGUGCCCGGAGUGUGACAAAACGUUCGUAAUACGGUCGAGAUUGAAGGCUCACCAAAAAAUACACAGUGCCCGGAAAGAUCACACUUGUGAUGUUUGCGGCAGUUCGUUCGUUAAUAAGGGAUUGUUGAAACGCCAUCGCAGAUCACUGCACUCGACCGAUCUACUGUUUGAAUGUAAACUUUGCUCGAAAAAAUUUGCGGUGGUGGAAAAGCUGAAAAUUCACCAACGCGUUCAUACCGGCGAACGGCCGUUUGAGUGUUCAUUCUGUCCGCGUACGUUUCUACAUUUUUCCGAUCGUAAGCGACAUGAAAUGGCCGCCCAUACUGGAGAGAGACCAUUUAAAUGUAAGCUCUGCCCGGCGUCAUACAUUCGCAACAGGGAACUAAAUCUGCACAUGCAAAAACACAAAGUAGAUGGUCACGGGAAAAAGCUCAUUAAACAAUAG
Molecule: messenger RNA, 3030 nt
Organism: Anopheles marshallii
Lineage: Eukaryota; Metazoa; Arthropoda; Insecta; Diptera; Culicidae
Product: zinc finger protein 850-like
Exons: 2
Coding region: 1-3030 (1009 amino acids)
Biological process (GO): regulation of transcription by RNA polymerase II
Cellular component (GO): nucleus
Molecular function (GO): DNA-binding transcription factor activity, RNA polymerase II-specific; zinc ion binding; RNA polymerase II transcription regulatory region sequence-specific DNA binding
Source: RefSeq, a predicted model, not a curated record